This is a messenger RNA of Doryrhamphus excisus (bluestripe pipefish), 2762 nucleotides long. Its product is annotated as interleukin-17 receptor D. The record is from RefSeq and is a predicted model, not a curated record. NCBI's taxonomy places the organism in Eukaryota, Metazoa, Chordata, Actinopteri, Syngnathiformes, Syngnathidae. Gene Ontology annotation, molecular function: interleukin-17 receptor activity.
UCCAGUCACAACACGUUUACAUGAUCUCGCCAGCUUCCACCCGCCCUCGGCCUGAAGACACCACACCUCCUGCAUGGUAUUUCUUUACUCCUUUCCUUCUGCCACAGUCAUAGCACUUUGAGCACACUUUGGGAUUUGAUUCAACGUUCAGCAUGUGGGGGGCAGCUUUCAUAUUUUUAACCCUCCUGAUUCCUGUUGACCUGCAAUCGCCAAAUGAGUUGACAACAACCAUCGCUCCACAGAGCUGCAACUUAACGUGUAUUCGCCAGGGAGGACCAGGAUGUACCUACUGCAGAAUAAGCAGCAGUGAUGUGAACACGGCUCUGGGCUUCAACUCCAGGAACUUGUUAGGAACUUGUGUCCCAUGGCCAUGCUUUCAACUGCUGGGAAAAGAAGACCCUCACCUCUGUCAACAUUUUGUCCAGGCACCCAAUGACAUCAACAUUGAGCUCGUACCCGAUACAGACACUAAUUCCGAGACUAUUGUUGUUUCCUGGAAGCCCAGUCCAUAUGGUAUCUCUUUCCUGCGAGGCUUCCAGGUGUCCCUGCAGGCCUUAGGAGGCUCCGGUGUUUCCUGCCAACUAUUUCUCUUCCAGCGAAACCUCACCCUACUGCCUUCACACGCUCAAACGGUAUACAAAUCAGACCCUUUCCCCGGCCUCACCCUUGGCUCCCAUUAUGCCAUCACUGUCAUGGCUCUGCCCGUGCCUGAGAAGUGGGAGAAGUUUUAUCACAGCAAGAUCUUCUCCACACGCUCAUGUGCUGAGAAAAACGGCUUUCAGAACUGUAAAGCGGAUUGGUAUCCCAAGUACAUUGAUGUGAAACAGAAAGGGCCCGUGGUCGUUGUCACCUUCAACCUGGCUCCUCCUUCAAUGGGAAUCGAAAGCUACUUCUCCUUCUGUACAGCAGACGCCAAGACAACAUUCACCGAUAUCACACCUGAUUUCUCCAAAAAUAGAACACACCACAGCUUCGAGCUCACAGACCUCAAAGAAGGAAGCAAUUACUCAUGCGAGAUUGCAGCCAAUGAAGUCGAUGCAGUGAGGAAGAGAUUCCACUUUCAGGUUAAGCAGCAAGAAGCAACCCAUCAAAGCCCUGCCUACUGGAUUGUAGUGCUGCCAAUGGUGCUUGGUGUGGCGGCCAUAUUUGUAGUCCUCCUUGCUGUACCUGUCAGGCGACGCUGGCUACAAACAAAGAAAUCUUUACUCAUACCAGAAUUAAUUAAGCAACAUCAAGAUGAGCGUGCCACAGAGGAGGAAACGAUAUCACUGUCCACAAACGGUAUGAGCCCUCUUCGUCUUCUGAUUUGCUACAGCAGCCACGAUGGCCCCGCCCAUGUCAACGCGGUGGUGCAGUUGGCAUCCUUCAUACAGCAGCACAUGGCCAUUAAGGUGUUUCUGGACAUUUGGAAUUCUCUGGAAGUGGCGCAGGAGGGAAGCCUGGCCUGGUCUUACCGUCACAUCCGGGAGAGCAACUUUGUCUUGGUCAUCUGUUCUCGGGGUCUCUGUCGUAGACUCGAGCCUUCAACAGCGCCAGGUACCUUCGACUCCGAGGUGAUGCCUCGCCUCGUCAGGGAGGAAGUGGGCCGCGCCAUAUCUGACGGCAAAGACCUCUCUAAAUACAUGACGGCCAUUUUUAAUUACUCUGAAAUAACUGACAUCCCUAUGGAGCUUCGGCUGGUGGCCAACUACAGGCUGACAACUGACCUGCCGCUGCUUUUUUCCCACCUACAUCAAGUUCCACUUUACAGACCCGGCCGCCACUUGAUGAUAAAGGGGAUCUCGGAGGAAGAGUUUACUAAGACACCUGCCGGACAAGCUUUGCAGCAGACACUCAGGGAAGCAGAGAAGGCGAUGAAGGCCAAAAGCUUAGACAACAUGGAGAAAUAGAACCCCAAAAACUCAUAUACUUUAUCAGAUUUCAAUUUGGACUACUUACUUUCAAUUUGUAAUGUUUAUAUUUGGCCACCAGAUGGCGGUACUUUCUCUCCAUUCAAAGCAUGCAGCAAAAUUCAUAUAAGCUGGCAUUUUUUUGACAGGUUUUUUGUUUUAAAUUUUACUCUUUAGAAAAAAAUAACAUUAAAUAAUAUAUAAAAUAAUAUAUACAUAAUAACGGAAAUGUUAUACAGUACAAAUAAUAAGCAUAUAUAUUUAUUUCAUUGAUUUCAAAUGUUUUUCUAAAUUUCUCUAUAUAUGAUGUAUGUUAUACAUAUUUCAGGUUGAAGCACUUUAAAAAGAGAAAAAAAAGUAUUAUUGUACCCGUAUUCUCAAGUCAAUGAUGGCCACCAGAAUCGGAUGACUGGCCAGAUGACAUUAUGUUAGGACACCUAACUCUGUAUAGCAACCACUCAACAGUGCACUUGGAAACUUUGCAGUAGGUAUAUGCUCAUAUUUGAAAUUACCGGUAUGCAUAAGCUAUCACUGUCAUAGUUAGAUGAAUAUACAUAAUCUUGAAGUAUAUGUUUAAAAAAUAUGUUUUUACAGCUAAUAUGAUGAAUGAAUAUGAAUGUGGGAACGGUGUUUUGUAAAACUGUGCAGUUUAGUCAGUUCUCACUGAUUUAUUUUGACAAGUUUAUAGUAUACCACACAUGACCAUUACUGCACAUGAGAAUUAUGGUAUUAUUUGGACACGCUAUGCAUUUUGCAAUAACAUGCAAUAUCGUGUAAUGUGUCUGGUGAGAAGCUAAUGUGUAUGAUACAUAUUGUGUAUAUUUUUUAUUUAUUUUUCCAUUUUUUGUUACUAUUUAUUACGUUUCUUGUGUA